AGCUGCGCGGGCGCUUUCCGUCGCGCUUUUGGACACAGGUACCGGCAGGUCUGCGGGCUGCUCUCCUCGAGACCGGCGGCGGGGAGCGGCUGCACUUGUGGAGCAAGGCUUGGUGGGAUGCUCUGCCCUGUCCGUAGGGCUGGGGAGCUGGGAAGGCGGUCGUGGGCUUGGUUGAGGAAGAAGAGUCUCCCGUAGCCCCCGCCGCCCUGACCUGCCCGCUGGGCUUGUGCCGCCCUUGCUUUGCUCGGCGUCACUUUCCCUGUGAAACUUCCAGUUACUUUGAACCAUCCUUCCCUCUCUGAGCUACCCUGCAUGCAGUCUGUGCUGUGGGAACUGAAUCCCCUCUGACAAACACAGUGCUUUACAAAUUAGAAAUUCCUUUCAGUUCUUUUCAGUGUGAAGGCACUGAGUAUACUGAAAAACGUUUCUAUAGUUUAAUACAUCUAUGCUAAUAUGUCUAAGCUCUUGAUUUUAAAGAUUCGUCUUCUUGCAAUUGCUGAAUUGGCUCUCAGAGGUGAUUACUGUUGACAUUUUGAAAUGAUGUGCUUUUUAGCCUAGUUCUACUGAGGUAUAUUUUGCAGUUUCUGCUUUCUAGAGCUGAAGUAUUGCUGAAAUGGAAGGCAGGGUAAGCAUCCAUUGUCCUUGGGUAACGUUUUUAUUGCAACCUCUUUUGCACAGUGUCAGAUCACUAAAUUAUAGUUGAAAUUAUUAAAGAAGUUUUAGGGUUGAUUUAGCUGUUUUGGGAGUUUCUUUGGUGGAUUUAUUUCUUUUUUUUUCCCUUUUUUUUUUUUUUAGCAUUCUAGUAGUAUUCUAGCAAAAGUAAAUACCAACUGUGUUAUUAAGAAUGACCUAGAAUUUAUUUCCUGGGCAUAAGAGCCUGAAAAGCCAUAAGCAGCAGCAGCAAGAUGAAGUCUUGCAACUCAGGCUUCACAAUCAGAGUGUUGACUUGAUUUCUCCUUUUUUUUGUUACCUGUGUGAUGUUUUCUCCCCCUGAAAAUCCUCAAGGAAAUAACAAAUUACAUAAUUAGACUGUUCCAUAAUUUCCACACAGCAUACUUUAUUCUUCAUGAAUGCUUGUUUUUAUUUCAUUAAGACUGCCUUAUGACAAAAGAUUUUGUGACUAGUUGCAGGUUGAGUUUAUAAUAGCUCUGUACAGUCUGCUUUGUUCAGUGUUGUUGAUCUUUUUUAGGAGGAAAUUAUCCAGAAACUAUUAUAUAAAGAAUGUAUGUAUGGCUGUGUCUGCAUAUAAUUGCUUGUUGUCCUGUGCACUGGGUUAUGAUGUUAAACUAUGAAAGAAGAACAGAUCCAACUUUGAUUCCCUCCUCCAUGAACUUCAUUCUGGGAAUUUUUUCAGGAUUAAAGAUUGACUCAUCGUGCACCAGCCACGAACCUGUUUUUCAGACAACACUAUAAGACACUUGAAACAUGUUGUUCAGAGAAGCAUGGAAGAAGACCAGAAACAACCAUGAUAAGAACAAAUUUGCCUUUCCUGAGUGACUUGUUUUUCCUUUAUUCUUGUCUUUCAGUCACGUUGUACUCAUGUUUCUGUCAAUUAUGAAUACAGUUACAUAUUGUGUGUGGCUGUGUGGUGUUGACUUCACUGGCAAAUGUACCUUGGGGUUUCUCAGAGAUUUUCAGUGUGCAUUGAAGGGUAAUAUAAGUAAUGCAAGAGUUUAAAUUCCAGUGUUUUUUCCAAACAUAUUUCAAGUUGUUUUUUUUUUUUUUAAUUAUAAUGAAAGUUUAAAAAGCCUAGAGAAGAAAGACGUAAGGCUUUCACAGGAAGACUUCAAUGGUCAGAUUUUUCCUACCACCAUAUUUGGCAGCGCUAAGAUCAAAAAUUAUAAUCUUUAAACCUCUUCUAGAGCCACUCUCUGAUUUUAUAAGUGCGUAAGCCUUUGGGUGUAUAGUUUGACUUAAAUGCUGAAGUUGGCAGGCCCUCAGAGCUUGUAUCUGGGGUAUGCUGCACCUGAAAGGAAAUAUGAGCUAUUUUGCUUUCUGUGUGUACUAGUGAAAAGGCUUUGAUACCAAAAGCUUUUCUUGUUUCUUGUGCAUGCACUCCAGACCAUACUUAGCUGCCUAAAUCAGGUUUGUAAAUAUUUAAGCUCUCCAGAGGCAAGUGAGAAGGGAUGAGAUAAAGCUUUUGAGAUAUAUUACAGGAUUUUUUCUCUUGCUUCAACCUCGAGGUAGAGGCAUUCUGUGACUGCAGUAUUUUGAUGGAAUAACAUCUUCAUUCCAGAAUUUGAAAAAAACCAAACCUUAAAAUGACUGCUUAUUUUUGUUGAAAUGCCUUGCCUAAAGCCAUUUUUUGCUAGGCAAUUGUUUUCUGGUGUACUGUGGUUACAGACAUUUUUUUAUGCUUUUAUAUUACAUGUUAAUAUAACUAGUGUGUUGUAGUCAAUUGUUCCACUGCCAGACAUUGAAGAUCUAUAAAACUGGUAGGUAGAAAAUCAAGGAUAGGGUAGAGUAGCACAUAAAAGUUCAACCCAUAGCCAUCCUCAGUGUUAUAUUUAAUUUAAUUAAGCAAGUGAUAUGUAUCACUUUCUUUUCUAUGGUGUUACUUGUGGGUUCUCCUACUGUGUAUGUCCUUCCUGCAUUCUCACACGGUGUAUAUCCUUUCAUAUAAUUCUUUGUUUGUUAAAAUUAUUAGGCUUUUUGAUCACAUUCUCUCCAUGUUUUUGUCACUUUCAACUACUGGAAGGCAAACUGUAGUUCACUACCUUCAUCCUUCUACUGUGUGUUUGUGCUGUGCAUCUCUCCUGUUCCAGAAGUAUCCCAUGAUGCUGUCUACUUUUCCUGCAGCCUUAUAAAUAGCUUUGUUUACACCACUUAUAAACUUUUUGAGCAGCAGACUCGAGUUGGAAUGAUUCUUGUCCACGUUAGGAAGUCAACAUUUUGAGAACAACAAAAAUACUUGACAGACUUAUUUUUACUCAAUUGCUAUUCAGGAGAGCUGUGAACACCAAGAACAGCUCUAAAGAUAGCUUCAUAUAGAUACCGUGACCUUUGUUAUAUACAUGAAGAUGUUUAAGAUCUGAAAAUCCCAAAACUCAACCAGCCUACAUAUUACUCCUUUUUAGAGAUCUUCCUUUAUCACUUUGCAAGCACACAUGGAAUACUUGUCCCAUUGAAAUAAAUGUCAAAGGCUGUUUUUAAGUUAAAGCGAGGGAGCUGCAGAAUUUGAGCAUACUCAUCAGAGAAGAGUAAGUUUUCAAGUUCAAAGCUCCCUGCCUUAUUGUUCAUCUGAGGUAGUUGUUGAUCAUGUUUGUAUCAUCCGGCUUCCUUUCAGAAGAGUAAAAUUCUCUGAGGCAAAAGACUCUGGAAAGCUUGGUGAUUUGUAAUUGUAGGUAAUUCUUGUCUAAUUAACUGUCCCUAUGUAAAUUCUUUCACCAGCUGUCUCUUCUUGGUAGUCAAGUUACAUUUGGUAAACUGUGUCUGUUCAAAAUCUGUGUUUUCAUGUAGGUAUCUCCUGAAGCCUCUGUGUCUUCUCAGUGUUGUAAGGCCUGCUUAUUUCAUGCACACUAGUGCAUUCAGCAUUUGUACUUUGUAAAUGCUCAUCUUAUUUUCUUUAUUAUUUUUUCUUUAGUUGAUACAUUGAUACAUAAGCAUUUUUUGUUCAUUCAAAGUUCAAAUGAUAAAUGUUUAUUUGAUGCAGACAAAUUGUCAUAUGGGGAAACAGAUCAUUAUGGAGUCUGUCCAUGACCUAUGCUGGGGAAUGAGUCAUUCAGAGUUUCUGCUUAUUUGUUAAUGUGCAUUUCUCUACACAAAAUACAUUGUUUACAUUACCCUUUACAUUCAAAUAUAAAGUAGUAUUUUGUUGCCAUUUGCAGUGUUUCUGAAUGUUUGCAAAAUAAUCUGGAUGGCUUUCUGUUGCUCAGGAAAUGUUGCUUCCUCUCUUCCUGCCAUUCAUGGUACUAAGAAAUGAGGUCAAUCCCUGUGAAGAUUUUUAGUCUUGCAUAAUUAAACUUUCUUGUAGGAAAUAGAUAGAUAAAGCCUCUCUAUAUGAGUAAAUUCUAGUCCUGUUUAUUGUUUUUAUUUAGCUAAAGCAACCAUGCCUGUUCAAUUGCUGAAGAUCGUUAAAGGAAAAUUCGAGAUUCCGCUACCAAGCCAUUUGCAAAAGCAGAGUUUGGAACAUUUGCGAGAAGGCUUUGAUCAUACUAACGGAUACUUUCAGGGAAUAGUUGCUCUUUCCUACCCAUUAACAAAACUCGGAGAUGGGACAGACUUUUUCAAGGUUGUUCUUCAAGAUAUGGAUGACUUUUGUUCACGGACCAAUAGCAUCAAUGUUUUAAUAUAUGGAAAAAUGGCAGAGAAUUGUGCAAAAGUUAUAUGCCAUGGGGACACCCUUGUAGUCGCAGAAUUUAAGCUGGCAAAAUCGCCUACAGCAAAAGAGGAUGGUAGACACAAUUACCACCUGGAGGUGUCUGAAGAAGCUGGGUCAGUCAUUUAUAUUUAUACUAAAACAAGACCAACUCCUGCUUCAGAAACUGCAUCUCUGUCUGUUGCACCAAAAUAUGUUUAUACUUCUCUGAAUCAUCUUAAGGAUGGAACUGUAGUGAAUUUGUAUGGCAUAGUGAAAUUCUUCAAGCCUCCAUAUCUAAGCAAAGGAACUGAUGUUAAUAUUUCCCACAAUUCAGGGAGAGUCCUUGUUGCAGAUUACUGCUCAGUUGUAACACUUGUGGACCCAUCAAAUGUGAAGUUAACAUGCACUCUUUUUAAUGGAAAUCUAGAUUCCCUACCAAAAAUUUACAAAGUUGGAGAUAUUGUUCGAUUUCAUAGAAUAAAGGUCAGGGAAUACAAUGGACAGAUGCAGGGAGUUACCAGUGCAGGAUUUGCAUCCUUGACAUUUGAUGGAAGUGUAGGGGCACCAGUAAUUCCUCGAACCUCUAGCAGAGUGUACACAUUCACAGAUGAAGAACAGAAAAUUAUAGAAGAAUUACGUGUUUGGGCAGCCAGUAAUCUAACCACCUCUGGACCACCAGCAAAACUGUCUGAUGUUCAGCCAAUGAUGUUCUUUGAUCUCACUUGCCAGCUGAUAGGAAAAGCAAAAGUGGAUGGGUCUUCUUUUCUUCUAAAGGUAUGGGAUGGCACAAAAUGUCCCUACCCAACAUGGAAGGUGCCUGUGGAAGCAAGAGACCUGGAAGGAGACAAGGUGCUUCUUCAUCAGCUGCGAGAGGUAACAGUGGACAUUCUAGUGUAUGACAACCAUGUACAACUGGCAAAAUCAAUUAAGACUGGAAGUUUUCUGAGAAUUUACAGCAUUCAUGCAAAACAAGCAUAUGCUGUUGAUAAAAGUGUCUCACAUAUUGAAUUUCAUCUUCAUGGUGGCACCUGCUACGGUCGAGGAAUAGGAGUCUUACCGGAAAGUAACCUGGAUGUUAAAGAACUAAAAGCAUUCUUACAUUCUAUGGAUCUGCCAGACAGUCAGAAUAUGGAAAGCAUGUCUUCAGUGGAAUUAGAUGACACUUUUAACUAUGUUACAGAUCUUGAAUCACAUUUACAGAGAUGUCAGCAAUUACCUGCUACAGUAUUAACAGAUCACCAGGAUCUGAAGAACACGGAAUUGAAAGCCAUUCUGAACAGCACAGCUCCUAAACACUACCGCAUUAGAGCAAAGCUGAGAACUUAUAAACCCCAGAAGCUCUAUCAGUCAGUUAAACUUCACUGUUCCAAAUGCAACUCUUUGCAGGAAAUUCCAGAUGGAGAUGACUUUGACUUAAUUUUACAAGGCUCCACCAUUACUGCCCCAAAUCCAGAACUGCACAAUACAUCCUGGUAUAAUUCUGUAAUGUGGACUACACAAGACGAGAAACAAAGGAAAAUAGCAAUCCAUUUUGUAAAACACGAUGAAAUGCUUCAACAGCCUGAAGAUACUUUGCUUAUGAUAGAAGGAGGAACACUAAAAGAAAUCUGGAAGCUUGCCGAAAGAUUUAAAUGUGUUAUUCCUGUGAGAUCUACAGAAGAUGAUCUUGAAUUAUUAGAUCUUUCAGCCCCUUUCCUUUUACAAGGGAACGUAAAAUAUUAUGGGUGCAAGCAGUGUUCAACUCCAAAGCCUGUCAAGAGUCUCAGUUCCAUUGCAGCAGAGCAACGACCAGCAUGGGAACCAACUGAAAUUGCACAAGUUUUAGGUAUUGAGCUGCUCCAGUAUGUUUUUAUUAUGAAGUUUACACUGGUUGAUGGAACAGGAGCAUUGAAUGCCUACCUUUUUGAUUAUGAAAAGUUUUUCCAAAUUCCUGCUUCCGAAAUCUUAACCAAUAAUUUUCUUCAGCAAAAGAUGCAGAUGGCCAUGAAUACACUCUGUCCUCCAGGAAGAAAAUUAGAUGACUUGCCGUGGCUGGAAUGCUUCAUCAAAUCCUAUAAUGUCAGAGAUGCAAUGAAAGAUCGAGUUUAUUACCAGAUUUUUGACACAACAGUUGCUGACGAUGUUGUUUAGCAAUGUGUUGCUAACAGGAAGUAAAUCCACUAGGAAUCCAGUUGGGGAGUGGUCUUGGGUCAGAGAUAGAUUAAAAAAUAAAAUCUUUGUUCCUUUCUUAGGAAUUCAACUCCUAUAUGUGAAGCUUAAGUUAAUAUGGGAAUAUGAAUGGAAAUCAUUUUUCAUGUAUUAACUACUUUCCUGGCAUACAGCCUUUCGAUCUGAGUACAAGUGGAGGUGCUAAGCUUUUCACUGGAGGCUGCUUGGCUCAGGCUGGUGGAAGCAGUCUAGUAUCCAUCUGUCCUUCAGAAGGGCAGUGAUGAGAUUACUCUGAACUGCUGAGUUCUGCUCAGAAUGAUACUAAUUUGUUCAUUUCUGUAUUAAAAUAAAUGAUGUCAGCAGAGAUAGGGGAAAGCAGCUUUUUGGUAAGCUUUCUCUCUGACUACUUUGUGCAAGCAUAUGUUACUGUUCUCAGACAGUUGAGCAGGGGAGGUGGUCUGUGUUUUAGAGAUUUUGCACUGGUAUGUACCUUUAGGCAGAACUCUUCCUGUUAAUCAAACUAUUGUGCCAGUUGCUAAAUAUUUUGACGGAGUUGAGAAAGUGUCCAUGUAAUGACUGUUGCUAAAAUUAAAGUCAAGCCAUGAACGUAAGGUAGCGUAAAAUUGUAAAAUGAAUAUUGACAUUCACUAGAUCGUAAUGACUUUUAAGGCAGCUCUAUUGGGUCCCAAAGUUUUUAUUAUGCUUAUUAGCUGGGUCUCUGUUUCCAAAGGCUCUCUCUAAUGUGUCUGACUGAAUUUACUGUCAGAUUACACUGCCCAGAUCUGCCAUUUCUGUCUUCUAUAAUCAGAUUGUAUGACUAAAUUUAGAGACACAGAACUGAUACAGUGACAUCAUGGCUUGAAGAUACUACUGGGCUAGAAAAACUACUCAGUGGUUUUACUUUGUAUUCAGAAGUCCAUACAACAAAUUCAGGACAAUUUCUCCAACAAUCAUUACUGUAGAAAUUCCUGUCAAAUCAAAUGCUCUGCCAUCAAAGCAAACUUACUUAAUAUUUACAGCAGUUGUUUUCUAAAGGAGAUCAGAAGCAAGAUGGAAUACUUCUAUGUAGAUUAUUAUUUUGAUAGUAGACUACUGUUUUUUUUCAGGGCUGCUUAGUCAGUUGUGGAAUUUGUCAUUUAUAAUUUCAGCUUAAUAUCUUCUGAUAACUUUCUGGCACUCAAAAACCUUAUACUGGGUUUCCAUUUCAUAAAUCAGGAGAUUGUUCUUUUAUUGAUCUACCUAAUAUUAAAAGUGUUUAGUGGAUAUUUCCUCUAAACAGUACCAAAAAAAAUCCAACGUCAUAACCAAGUGAGCAGUUUACCAAAGAGCAUUAUUGGCUUAAGAAGGCUCACCUGAACAUGUCAAUAAACACAGAAACAAAACAUAGUUACAACAGGUUAUUAAAGGGCUAUCAUAAAACUUCAGGCACUGGACAUACUGAAAUGGUAUCAGAAGUCAGGGGUCAAAUUGAAAGUAAUCUUUUUUUACGUUUCUUGUGUAUAGUGUAUGAAAGCACUGGAAGGAGAUGUUUUUAUUUUACAUUUUUAACAACUCUGAUAUUUAUAUUGAACAUUUUUUUCUAAAUAAGUCUUUGUAAAGUAAUAGAAUGUUUUGAAAUUCAGCAUAAACUAAAUCAAUGCUUCUGCAAGUCUUGUCUGAAGUCUCUGCCAGAAAUGUGUGCAUCUCUGAGUUUUUCUACCGUUAAAUAUUGUAUUUAAAUGUUU
This is a messenger RNA of Colius striatus (speckled mousebird), 8172 nucleotides long. It is a transcript of the gene POT1, whose product is annotated as protection of telomeres 1. Gene Ontology annotation, molecular function: telomerase inhibitor activity; G-rich strand telomeric DNA binding. The record is from RefSeq and is a predicted model, not a curated record. Lineage: Eukaryota; Metazoa; Chordata; Aves; Coliiformes; Coliidae. Gene Ontology annotation, cellular component: chromosome, telomeric region; nuclear telomere cap complex. The transcript is spliced from 22 exons. Bases 4049 to 6430 code for a protein of 793 amino acids. Gene Ontology annotation, biological process: regulation of telomere maintenance via telomerase; telomere capping.